GAGAGAGUAUAAAGCAUGAUUCCAGCUACAGCUCCUUUGUCUUGCCUUCCCAGAGCAUUCCUUGGGUUCCAGCACCUGAGGCCGCCGUUAACUGGCAGAGACUCGGGCACAAGCCGGGAGGGCAGCCCAAGGCCCGUCCUCUCUGGGAAUACGAGCGAGCUCCUGGCGCUGGCGGAGAGCGACGUGCACAGCGCCAGGCAGUUCGUCGUGGCGCAGCUCCGCCGCCUGCGCGCUCGGGCGCCGGCGCAGAAGGGCAACGUCGCCGCCGCCAUCGAAGAUGCCAAGCACCAUUUCGGGUACUGGGCCCUCAGGGUUGCGGUUCUUGGUUGA
Penaeus chinensis is the source of this 330-nucleotide messenger RNA. RefSeq lists its product as uncharacterized. NCBI's taxonomy places the organism in Eukaryota, Metazoa, Arthropoda, Malacostraca, Decapoda, Penaeidae. The record is from RefSeq and is a predicted model, not a curated record. The coding region runs from base 16 to 330 and encodes 104 amino acids. The transcript is spliced from 2 exons.